GUGGCUCCUCCCCUGGGCUGUCAGUCAGCGUUGUGGCUCCUCCCCCGCAGUCAGGCGGACGGGGUGCCGGUGUCGGUGGUGCAGAGUGUGCGGGGAGUAUGGGGGGAGACACCAGCACUACAAUGUGUCUCCUCCUGACACUGAGCUCAGCACUGCGAAGCCCCCAGACAGGUUUUGCACUCCCUGUCUCUGAACAAAUGCCAUACUGGGAGGUGUAUCCGCAGCUGAGUAGCAGUGAUGGGCGUAGACUGACCCCACAGGAAGUGGUUGGGGACCCUCCCAGCCACCUGCAGCUGUCUUUGGUCAUAAAUGGGACUUGGAUCCACAUGAAGCUUCAACAGAAUCGACACCUAACGCCGGACUUCCACACGUUAUCCUUCUACCUCCCGGAUGGGACCCGUGUGACAGAGAACCGCUCGCACCAGAUGAGCUGUUAUUAUCAGGGAAGGCUGGCGGGACGCAGCGGGCCCUGGAGCAGCCUCAGCCUGUGCUCUGGACUCAGGGGGAUUUUGGCACUGGAGCAACAGUACAGCAUGGAGCCAGUCUUAGGGGAUCCGUCCUUUAAGCACAUACUUCGGCCAGUCGGAGAUCAUCGGAACAUUACGUGUGAGACACGGGACGCCGCCCGUACAUCUACCAAUCACAAGCCUGGGAGGACGCUGCUAAGUAUGGGAGACCCCCAAUCUGACCAAGAGGAACUGGCACUCCCGCACCUGGCAGGUGGAGCUCCAGAUCAGGUGCAGAGGAGCUGGAUCAGCGAGACAAAGUACGUGGAGCUGGUGAUGGUGGCUGACAACAGCGAGUACGAGUUGUAUCGCAGGGACCUGAAUGCCCUUCACACCAGGAUCCUGGAAAUCGCCAACAGGAUGGACGCUUUUUACAGGACGGUGAACAUCAGGGUGAUCCUGGUCGGGGUCGAGGUCUGGAACCAGAAGGACCAGAUAACAGUCAGUUCGGACCCUGCGGAGACCCUGAACCAUUUCCUGUCCUGGAGAGAGAAGGAGCUGCUCCGGCGGAUCCAUCAUGACAAUGCUCAGCUCUUAACGGGUGUGACAUUUCAGGGCUCCGCAGUGGGAAUGGCGACCGUGGACUCCAUCUGUACAGCCGAUUGCUCCGGCGGGGUCAGCAUGGACCACUCGGUCAGUAUCCUGGGUGUGGCCUCCACCGUGGCACAUGAACUGGGGCACAAUCUGGGUCUGAACCACAAUGCAGUGGAUGGCAAGUGCGGUCAGCCCAGUACGGGGAAAUACUGGAUCAUGGAGCAGGGUACCAGGGCAGGGUACAUGCCCGGUUUGGAGUUCAGUAACUGCAGUCGCUCGGAGCUGGACGCCAUCUUCAAACAAGGAGGAGGGAAGUGUCUGUUUAAUGUCCCCAGUCCCUCCAGUGUGUUUGGACAGGCGCGUUGUGGAAAUCUGGUGGUGGAGAAAGGCGAGGAGUGCGACUGCGGCCUAACACAGGAGUGCACGGACCCAUGCUGCAAUGCCUCCACCUGCCAGUUGGUGGCCGGAGCUGAGUGCGCCUCGGACGGACUGUGCUGCGAGCAGUGUAAGAUACAGCCAUUGGCUACUCUGUGCCGGCCGCCCCUUGGGGACUGUGACCUUCCUGAAUACUGCAAUGGAGUAUCGCCUCACUGCCCCGCCAACACCUACCUGCAAGAUGGGGAGACCUGCGCAAGAGGACAGGCGCACUGUUACAAGGGAGAGUGCCGCACUUUAAAGAGCCAGUGUCAGAGCGUGUGGGGCCCAGGGUCCUCUCCAGCUCCUGAGGCUUGCUUCAAGAAGGUUAAUAUGAGAGGGGACCGAUUUGGCAGCUGUGGACGGAGAACCAAUGGCACUUACCUGCCCUGUUCACCAAGGAACGCUCUUUGCGGCACCAUCCAGUGUCAGGGCGGGAACGAUCAGCCCCUUGUGGGCUCCGGUGCAAAAUCAGUUACCGUGAAGGUGACCGUUAACGGGACAGAGGUCUCCUGCCGCGGCACAAACUUUAACAUGGGCGACGAUAUCUGGGACCCGGUCCUGGUGAAGACGGGGACGGUGUGCGGUCUUGGGAAGGUCUGUGUGGACCAGCGAUGUCAGGAUGUCGCAGUUCUGAAAGCGCUGACCUGCACGAACAAUUGCAACGGGCACGGGGUGUGUAAUAGUAACAGUAAUUGUCACUGUGACCGCGGUUGGGCUCCCCCGGAUUGCGGCAGGUCUGGAGAUGGCGGCAGCGUUGACAGCGGUCCGAUGGCUCUGGAGCGCGGGGGCGGCUCCAUCUCCACCACCAUCAUCCUCAUCGUCCUCCUCCUCCUCGUCGUGAUCAUCCUGGUCGUCUUCUGCUACGUGAAACGCGUCUCUCUGCAGAGGAAAAUCUCCGGCCUCUUCAGCAACGGCAGCAAAUGUCAAUAUCGAGUGACGCAGAACAGCAGCGAGCUCCGCCCACAGCGCCCUCCUCCGCCCCACUGGACUCAGAGUACCGAGUUGCAGGUGAUGUCUGCAAGCAACCAGGACUACUCUUUCGCUUUGCCUGCUCAGUCCAAUAUUGAGGGCUACGACCGUCCAGACCCUCCAUCCAAGCCUCUCCCACCUGACCCGGUCCCGAGGCCCAGCCAGGCUGACCCUCAGGAACGGCCGCCGGCACCUAAUCGGCCUCUCCCCGCCGACCCGCGACAGGCCAAGGUCUCCUUGAAGCCGCCUCUACCUAAGAAACCGCUGCCAGUGAAGCCCACCCUGCCCUGCCAGGACCCCCUGCUCAGCGUGCCAACCUAUCCGGAGCGUAUCAUUGCACUUCCGUCAAGGCAGGCUCCUCCACCCCCCUACUCAGGAUGGAGCCCAAGAGCGUAAAAGAAACUUGAGGAGCCCCAUCAGAGGGCGGGUCCCCCAACUCCGGUUAAGAAGACGCGGCUCCCUGCAUCGCGACUACUGCAGUACUGUACAUAGUACCGGGGUGUCCGCACCCCCUGCACUGUAUCCCUGGCACCCCCAGCUGGACUCGUGGGGCCCCCCCAAUUUCCUGGACAUCCUGCUGUUGCUGUAAAUAUCUCAUUCUGAUCGUGUGUGUGCGUGUGUUUUAUACUGAGUGCGUGAUGGGCGGGGCGACGCAGCUAAGUGCAAUAAGGGGAGGGGAAGGACAACGACGACGGGCA
Nanorana parkeri is the source of this 3124-nucleotide messenger RNA. It is a transcript of the gene ADAM15, whose product is annotated as ADAM metallopeptidase domain 15. The record is from RefSeq and is a predicted model, not a curated record. Gene Ontology annotation, biological process: integrin-mediated signaling pathway; proteolysis; innate immune response. The transcript is spliced from 24 exons. Bases 99 to 2822 code for a protein of 907 amino acids. NCBI's taxonomy places the organism in Eukaryota, Metazoa, Chordata, Amphibia, Anura, Dicroglossidae. Gene Ontology annotation, molecular function: metalloendopeptidase activity; integrin binding.